Messenger RNA from Zea mays, 1008 nucleotides. RefSeq lists its product as uncharacterized. Lineage: Eukaryota; Viridiplantae; Streptophyta; Magnoliopsida; Poales; Poaceae. The record is from RefSeq and is marked validated. The transcript has a single exon. Bases 92 to 754 code for a protein of 220 amino acids.
GGGGACUCGUCAUUACCGCCUUUUCCCCGGGCACCACCAGUCCACCACCCCCAGCCGCACAGCUCACUCCAGCCGAAAGCACAAGCACGCCAUGGCAGAGGAGAAGAAGAGGCACAAGCACAAGCACAAGGAGAAGGAGAAGCAGCCGGGCGGCGGCACGGAGCAGGCGGCGCACUUCAAGCCGUGCGGCGACGUGAAGGGCAUCCGGUUCGGGGGCCAGUUCAUCGUGAAGUCGUUCACGGUGCGGCGGGCGUCGCCCCUGGAGCUGCUGCGGCUGCUGGGCAUCCCGCCGUCGUACCUGAGCGAGUGCCAGAGCCUGCCGUUCCCGUCCACCACCGCCUACAUGCCCACGGGCUUCACCAUCCUGGCGCACCAGGCGUGGCACACGCUGACGCUGGGCCUGGGCACCAACAAGUCCAAGGCGGCGCUCUUCGUGUUCGAGUCCGAGGCCAUGAAGGCGGCCGUGGACCGCCUGUGGCCCGCCGUCACCCCGCUCGGGGACGUCAACAGGAGGCUCAUCCGCGGCCUCACGGGCAGCGAGAUGGCGCGCUUCAAGUUCCGCAAGGGCUGCCUCACCAUCUACGUCUACGCCGUGCGCCGGCUCGGCGCCGCCGGGUUCAUGCGCACCGACGACCUCAGGCGGGUGCUGCAGUCCGUCGUCGAGCUCAAGGACUUCCUGGACCACACCGCCAUGCUCGCCAUCCCGAGCCAGAAGAGCAUCACCCUGCAGUCCCGGACAGCGGUGGCUCACUGAGAGGAGAUCGUCGUCAACUCCUUCAUAGCCUCGAGUCUGAUCUGAUUCUGAUGACGCCGCAAGAACCUCGAUCGGUUCAGCAUCGCAGAACAGCCUGAACAGGUACGGUCGUCGGUUUGUAGCUGUAAUCUUCAGAGGGCCUAUCUCAUUUUUUCCCCCAUCCCUCCCUCUCUCUCGGUUGGAUUCGUUUGUUCAGUGUCGGUGGUGCAAGUGUUCGCCUCCUCUGCUGGGAGAGCAGAUGUAUAGAUCUGUUG